This is a messenger RNA of Coregonus clupeaformis (lake whitefish), 747 nucleotides long. RefSeq names its product carcinoembryonic antigen-related cell adhesion molecule 1-like. Gene Ontology annotation, biological process: response to bacterium. NCBI's taxonomy places the organism in Eukaryota, Metazoa, Chordata, Actinopteri, Salmoniformes, Salmonidae. The coding region runs from base 1 to 747 and encodes 248 amino acids. The transcript is spliced from 5 exons. The record is from RefSeq and is a predicted model, not a curated record.
AUGAAGACGUUCCCAGAAGAUGAAGCCAUGUACUAUUGUGCAAUUGGAAUAGAGAUGACUGUGGAGUUUAGAGAUGGCACAUUUCUGUAUUUAAAAGGAAACCGUCAGAAGUCUGACUACCAGACAGUGGAGCAGCAGCCAGAAUCUGACCCAGUCUAUCCAGGAGACUAUGUGACUCUACAGUGUACAGUACUCUCUGAGACCUGUACAGGAGAACACAGUGUGUACUGGUUCAGAGCCGGAUCAGGAGAAUCCCAUCCAGGAGUCAUUUACACCCCUGGGAACAGGAGUGAUGAGUGUGAGAAGAGCCCUGAGACUCCCUCUCCUACAAAGAGCUGUGUCUACAGCCUCUCCAAGAACAACCUCAGUCUCUCUGAUUCUGGGACUUACUACUGUGCUGUGGCCACAUGUGGGAAAAUCCUGUUUGGCAACGGGACAAAACUUAACAUUAAAGGAAACACAGUGGAUCCCAUUGUCCUCAGCUUGGGAGCAGCAGUGGCUUUUUGUGUGAUUCUAAUUUUUAUUCUCGCUUGUACCAAAACCAAGAGGCAAACAUGUGAUCAUUGUAAAGCAAGUGUCUCUCAGCAUACUCACCAUGAUGAUAACCUCUCACCAGAGCAGUCAAGUGAUAUGUUGAAUUACACUGCAUUGAAUUUCUCUGAGAGGAAGACUAAAAGAGGAAGAAAGAAGAGAGAGACACCACAGGAGAGUGUGUACUCUGAUGUCAGGUACUCAGACUGGGAGUGA